Paramecium tetraurelia is the source of this 1491-nucleotide messenger RNA. RefSeq lists its product as uncharacterized. The transcript is spliced from 6 exons. Lineage: Eukaryota; Ciliophora; Oligohymenophorea; Peniculida; Parameciidae. Gene Ontology annotation, molecular function: ATP binding; protein serine/threonine kinase activity. Gene Ontology annotation, biological process: intracellular signal transduction; protein phosphorylation. Gene Ontology annotation, cellular component: cytoplasm. The record is from RefSeq and is a predicted model, not a curated record.
AUGAAAUAGCAAAUAAUAAGUCGAUAGGCCAAUAUAUCUUUAUUUUCAGGUAAGACUUUGGGACAAGGCACCUUUGGAAAAGUCAAAUUGGCCACCCACAUCUUGACAGGAGAGAAAGUUGCAAUUAAAAUCCUGGAAAAGUAGAAGAUCAGCGAUUAAUCAGACAUUGAACGUGUAACCAGAGAAAUUCAAAUCCUGAAGAAAGUUCGCCAUCCAAAUUUAGUCUAAUUGUAUGAGAUAAUAGAGACACCCAAACAGUUGUUUUUAGUUAUGGAAUACGUGAAUGGGGGGGAACUCUUUGAUUAUAUCGUCCAAAACCAACGCAUUAAAGAUGUCGAAGCAAUCAGAUUUUACAGUUAAUUAAUUUCAGGCAUUGAAUAUCUCCACAAACUGCAAAUAGUUCAUAGGGAUCUCAAGCCUGAAAAUCUUAUUCUUGAAGGGAGAGGCAAAAUUAAAAUAAUAGAUUUCGGCUUAUCUAACUUUUAUCAUCAAGAUGAAUUAUUAAAGACAGCAUGUGGAUCACCUUGUUAUGCCGCUCCAGAAAUGAUAGCAGGGAAGAAAUACAAUGGACUCCAUAUUGAUAUCUGGAGCUCCGGUGUAAUCCUAUUUGCUAUGAUGGCAGGCUAUCUUCCUUUUGAAGAUCCCAAUACGUCUUAGUUAUACAAGAAAAUAAUGGCAGGUGAAUUUAAAUUCCCCAAGUACAUAUCUGGAGAGGCAAAGGAUUUAAUAAAGAAUAUAUUGAAUGUUGAUCCUUAAAAAAGGUAUACAAUUGCAGACAUUCGUAAACAUAAUUGGUUUAGUUUUUACAAUUAAAAAAUACCAUCUGGCCUCAUUGUUGGUUAACAUAGAAUACCAAUAGAUCCUGAAAUAGUUAAAUAGAUGAUUUCUUUAGGUAUUUCUAGUGAAUAUGCUGAAAAAUGUAUCGAAACAAAUAGACACAAUCAUGUAACAACUACAUAUUAUCUUUUAUUAAAAAAAUAUAUAUUGGGCGGAAAUAAAUCAAUUGCAGAUAUAAGCUCUGAAUAAUUUGAAGCUUAAAGAAUAUCUACUAGAUAAUCUACUUAUACUGAUAGGAAAUUAAUUAAUUAAAUAAAUCCUUUGCCAUUAAUAUAACGAAAGUCAAGACACACAUAGUAAAGGGAAGAUUCACCUGUAGACACAAAGCCAAGAUUAAACAAUUCUCUCAAUACUCAAAAUACAAUAUUAUAAUAGUAAUCCCCUACAGUAGUAAUGAAUCAAUCUGUGGAUGUGAAGAGAAAAGUGACUUUAGAUUUUUAGAAGACAACACUUUUGGAAUCUAGUUUAUUAUAAUAAUCUAAUGAUGUUAAGGUUUUGAAAUUGAAGACUCCUGCUUGUAGGAAUUAUAUAUUGGCUGAGUAUUAUGGUAGAUAUCCAAAGCGAUCUAGAAAUUCAGACAGAUAAAAAUCAAUGGAUUAAGAGUAAACAUACUUUAGAACAUUUCACAAAGGAAGUCCUAUUCCAAAAAGAUGA